UGAGCGACUCCAAACCCAUUCCUCCUCCCCAUCUCCCUCCUCGCCGCCCGGAGAGAUCGCCGCCGGCAACCGCCCGCCGCCCUCCGGUGGAGCUCCGAGCGUCGCCGCCAUGUCGAGGACGGGAGCCUUGGAUCUUGCAUCUGGCGUCGGGGGGAAGAUCACCAAGGAUGAGGUCAAGUCAGCCGUGGAUGAGUAUGAGAAAUACCAUGGAUACUACGGAGGAAAAGAAGAAGCAAGAAAGUCCAACUACACUGACAUGGUUAAUAAAUACUAUGAUCUUGCCACCAGCUUCUAUGAAUAUGGUUGGGGUGAAUCCUUCCACUUUGCUCACAGAUGGAAGGGAGAAUCCCUUCGUGAAAGCAUCAAGCGACACGAGCACUUUCUUGCCCUUCAGCUUGGAUUGAAACCAGGAAUGAAGGUAUUGGAUGUCGGUUGUGGAAUAGGCGGACCGCUAAGAGAAAUUGCCAAAUUUAGCUUGACUUCAGUUACUGGAUUGAACAACAAUGAGUAUCAGAUAACUAGGGGAAAGGAGCUCAAUCGGAUAGCUGGAGUUAGUGAAACUUGUGAUUUUGUGAAGGCAGACUUCAUGAAGAUGCCGUUUUCUGACAACACUUUUGACGCUGUCUAUGCCAUUGAGGCAACAUGCCAUGCGCCUGAUCCGGUUGGCUGCUAUAAGGAGAUCUAUCGUGUAUUGAAGCCUGGCCAGUGUUUUGCUGUCUAUGAGUGGUGUAUUACUGACCACUAUGAUCCAAACAAUGCAACACACAAGAGGAUUAAGGAUGAGAUUGAGCUUGGCAAUGGCCUGCCAGAUAUCCGGAGCACUCAGCAAUGUCUUCAAGCUGCAAAAGAUGCUGGGUUUGAGGUUAUUUGGGACAAGGACCUCGCGGAAGAUUCCCCGGUUCCUUGGUACUUGCCCUUGGAUCCAAGCCGGUUUUCCUUGAGUAGCUUCCGUUUAACUACUGUGGGGCGUACGAUUACUCGCACAAUGGUGAAAGCAUUGGAAUACGUUGGCCUUGCCCCACAAGGAAGUGAAAGGGUAUCCAACUUCUUGGAGAAGGCCGCUGAGGGUCUUGUGGAAGGUGGCAAGAAGGAAAUAUUUACGCCGAUGUACUUCUUUUUGGUUCGCAAGCCUAUUUCGGAGUGAACUCCCAGGAGCACAUUUUCAGAUCUGCAGGGAGAUAAGGCAAGUCGUCUGAAAGAAACAGGAUGGAGGUCAGGAAACAGCUGAUGAAGCUCAGAAACAUAAAAGUAGUUCUGAAGAUGAUGAAAUGUGUUAACUAGUGAAUAUUUCGUUCUGUUAGUUUGCCGUGUAAACCGUUUUGAUCCAGGCAUUCGUCUGCAGGGUGCCUGUUCUAGUCUUGAGAUGAUCUGACUGGUUUAUGCCUUUGCUUGUUUCUAAGCUGUGUUUGUGACAGAAAAUAAGUUGUUUGCAGUUCUUUCGCCAGUUUGUAAUGUAGCUUUGCAAUAAGGCUGCUGUUUGAUAGGUUACUUCUCAUCUUGUUAUUAGACAGAUAAGAUACAAAUGGUGUGGCUGUUUAAGCAUUCAACGGCAUAAUUUAAUUUUGAAG
Oryza brachyantha (malo sina) is the source of this 1568-nucleotide messenger RNA. RefSeq names its product cycloartenol-C-24-methyltransferase 1. Gene Ontology annotation, molecular function: sterol 24-C-methyltransferase activity. The coding region runs from base 110 to 1144 and encodes 344 amino acids. Lineage: Eukaryota; Viridiplantae; Streptophyta; Magnoliopsida; Poales; Poaceae. The record is from RefSeq and is a predicted model, not a curated record. The transcript has 14 exons. Gene Ontology annotation, biological process: sterol biosynthetic process. Gene Ontology annotation, cellular component: endoplasmic reticulum.